AUGGGAGUUUUGUCUCGAACGAUGCCGCGCUGCCGAGCAGCCGCCGCAAUUCUCCUCUUCCUCGGGGCGGUCGUCCUGGUGCCAGCCAGCCUGACGUUCAUCAGUAGUGGCGGAAGCAGCAUCCGCUCACCAGCGCGAGAAGCCCUCCUGACAACGCCUUCUUUGGAAACCCAGCGCUUCCAGCACGUGGCUGGCUCUGAGCCGCGAGGAGCGUCGACAUACAGCAUCCUCGCUUGUGCGUUAGUUUCGGCAGCACUUGCCCGUCGCGCAGCCCGACCAGCACAAAAGAGCUGCAUAGCAAGGCGAGCUGAGGGCGAGAGCCUGAUGGGUGGGAUGCUCGGUGCCAUGAAGCAGGACCAGGACGAGGAAGCGGAGCAGAUGAAAGAGGGCCAGGCCGAAAGCCAAAGGGUUCCGUCGAGACAGGAGGGCGACGCAAUGUCACAGUACUUUGACAAGGAUAUCGACGAGGGGGACCUGGAGCAAUACAUGAAGGACUACGAGGCUUCACAGGACGAGUCGCUUGCCCGCUUGACUCGCUAUGAUCUCUAUCCCUCAAAGCAGUACAUCCUCUACUUGGCCAAAAUGAAUGCCAGGAAGAUGUGGACAAGAGAUGGCCCCGACGGCAGGAACAUUGGCUGCCUUGAAGUUCAGAUCGCAAUCCUGACAGAGCGAAUCCGCAACAUUGUGCUUCAUGCCAGGGAGUUCAAGCCUGACUACGUUUGUCGAGUCAAGCUGACGAGUCUGGUGUCCCGUCGCCGAAAAUUCCUGGACAAGCUGGCAACCAAGAACCUGGACGCCUACAUGAAGAUACGUGAGGAGCUGAAGAUUCGUCACGUCUACCGCUUGGAUGCGCUGAUCGGGCGUCUGGGUGAAUACCGCUAUGCGGUGCAAAACCGGCCUCGUGCUCCUGGUCGCAAGACACUGAACAGACUCAAGAAGGCCAAGCGAUUGAUGAGCAACCGCCUUGCCAACUACUUGAGGCAGGGAAAGGAGCACAAGAUCAUUCACCGAACCAAGAAGAAGCUGAAUGCUCGCCGUUGGGUUGCGCGAGCCUACGACGAAGCCGCCUUGAUGGUUGCCGACAAGCCCAUGACCACCUACGUCGACCCGCUGAACUUGCCCUAG
Symbiodinium natans is the source of this 1125-nucleotide messenger RNA. Lineage: Eukaryota; Dinophyceae; Suessiales; Symbiodiniaceae. The record is from the annotation of a GenBank genome assembly.